CUCCGGGUCGCGGCGCGCUUGGGCUCCGCAGCCGACAUGGGCGCCGCCGCGUGGGCACCGCCGCCUCUGCCGCUGCUUUUGUCCCUCCUGCUGCUGAUUUUGCCUCUCCCUGGGCUGCCCGUGGGCUCCUGGGAUCCGGCCGGUUACCUGCUCUACUGCCCUUGCAUGGGGCGCUUUGGGAAUCAGGCCGAUCACUUCUUGGGCUCCCUGGCAUUUGCAAAACUACUGAACCGUACCCUGGCUGUGCCCCCCUGGAUUGAAUACCAGCAUCACAAGCCUCCCUUCACCAACCUCCACGUGUCCUAUCAGAAGUACUUCAAACUGGAGCCCCUCCGCGACUACCAUCGGGUCAUCAGCCUCGAAGACUUCAUGGAGAAGCUGGCUCCCACCCACUGGCCCCCUGAGAGGCGCGUGGCAUACUGCUUUGAGGUGGCAGCCCAGCGGAGCCCUGAUAAAAGGACAUGCCCCAUGAAGGAAGGAAACCCCUUUGGCCCGUUCUGGGACCAGUUCGACGUGAGUUUCAACAGGUCUGAGCUUUUUGCUGGCAUAUCCUUCAGCGCCUCCUACAAGGACCAGUGGAUCCAGAGAUUUCCCCCAAAGGAGCAUCCAGUUCUAGCCCUGCCAGGAGCCCCGGCCCAGUUUCCUGUUCUGGAGGAACACAGGCCGCUCCAGAAGUACAUGGUGUGGUCAGAGGAGAUGGUGAAGACCGGAGGGGCCCAGAUCCAUACCCACCUCAUCCGCCCCUACGUGGGCAUUCAUCUGCGCAUCGGCUCUGACUGGAAGAAUGCCUGCACCAUGCUGAAGGACGGAACCGCGGGUCCCCACUUCAUGGCCUCACCGCAGUGUGUAGGCUACAGCCGCAGUACUGCUGCCCCACUCACCAUGACCAUGUGCCUCCCUGACCUGAAGGAGAUCCUACGGGCCGUGAAGCUCUGGGUGAGGACCCUGAAUGCCCAGUCAGUCUACAUCGCCACGGAUUCCGAGAGCUAUGUGCCUGAGAUCCAGCAGAUCUUCUCGGGGAAGGUGAAGGUGGUAAGCCUGAGGCCUGAGGUGGCCCAGAUCGACCUGUACAUCCUUGGCCAAGCCGACCACUUCAUUGGCAACUGUGUCUCCUCCUUCACCGCCUUCGUGAAGCGGGAGCGGGACCUCCACGGGCGGCCAUCCUCGUUCUUUGGCAUGGACCAGCCUCCUCAGCUGCGGGACGAGUUCUGA
This is a messenger RNA of Elephantulus edwardii (Cape elephant shrew), 1212 nucleotides long. It is a transcript of the gene POFUT1, whose product is annotated as protein O-fucosyltransferase 1. Gene Ontology annotation, biological process: Notch signaling pathway; protein O-linked glycosylation via fucose; regulation of Notch signaling pathway. The transcript has 7 exons. Gene Ontology annotation, cellular component: endoplasmic reticulum. The record is from RefSeq and is a predicted model, not a curated record. Gene Ontology annotation, molecular function: peptide-O-fucosyltransferase activity. NCBI's taxonomy places the organism in Eukaryota, Metazoa, Chordata, Mammalia, Macroscelidea, Macroscelididae. The coding region runs from base 37 to 1212 and encodes 391 amino acids.